Aaosphaeria arxii CBS 175.79 is the source of this 2258-nucleotide messenger RNA. RefSeq lists its product as uncharacterized. Gene Ontology annotation, molecular function: RNA binding. Gene Ontology annotation, biological process: rRNA processing. The transcript is spliced from 2 exons. Gene Ontology annotation, cellular component: nucleus. The record is from RefSeq and is a predicted model, not a curated record. The coding region runs from base 17 to 2182 and encodes 721 amino acids. NCBI's taxonomy places the organism in Eukaryota, Fungi, Ascomycota, Dothideomycetes, Pleosporales.
ACAGAAAUCAACAACGAUGCCUCUGCCCAAGCGACCUACGCUGCCUACCAAGGCAAAGUCCUCGGAAGAAGGCGCCAGGAAGAAGGACACACGAUUCUCCAACUUCCAGACCGACGCCAAGUUUCGACUUCCCUCGAAGAAGAACACCAAGACAAAACUCGACUCGCGAUUUUCGAGGCUUCUCGAUGAUCCGGAAUUCUACAACAAGGCAUCUGUCGACCGCUAUGGCCGAAAAGUAGGGAAGGACGCGGGCAAGAAAAAGCUCGAAAAGUUCUACCGACAGGAUCAAGAGGAGGAUGAUGACGAGGAUGAUGAUGAAGAGGAGGACGAGGAAGAUCUGAAAGACGGAAAGGCUAGCAAGAGGGAGAAGAAUGUGAAGAAGCAGCUCGCAAAAGCAGACAUCCGCGGCCAGAACUACGACCCCAUACGCGAUGGCGGCCUAUCCUCGUCUUCCGACGAAAGCUCCAGCGACGACGACUCGGAAGACGAAGAGGUGGAGGCAGAAGAGGAGGUUGAAUUGGCUGGUGAGAAUGAAGAUAUCCCUACUGGAGAUGUCACAUCACGAUUGGCCGCGGUCAACCUCGACUGGGACAACAUACGGGCUGCUGAUAUCGUGGCUGUCGCCGGCUCAUUCGUUCCCUCCGAUGGAAGGCUCCUGAGCGUAGUAAUCUACCCCAGCGAGUUCGGCCGCGAGAGGAUGGAGCGAGAGGAACUCGAAGGCCCGCCCAAAGAGAUCUUCGCCGCAAGCUCCAAGUCCAAGGACGACACCACUCUGAACGACGACUCAGACUCCGACGCAUCAGAAGACGACGAGCAGAUCAAGAAGCAACUCCUCGAAGAGAGCACCGGCGACGAGUUCGAUUCCAAAGCACUCCGCGCCUACCAGCUCGACCGUCUACGAUACUACUACGCCGUAAUCACCUGUUCGUCCCCCAACGUCGCAAAGUCUAUCUACGACAACCUCGACGGCCGCGAGUACCUUUCCAGCGCCAACUUCUUCGACCUGCGCUUCAUCCCCGACGACACCACAUUCGACGAGGAACCGCACGACGAAUGCAGCGAACUCCCCAGCGGCUACAAGCCCAACGAAUUCACCACGGGCGCGCUCUCCCACUCCAAAGUCACGCUGACAUGGGACGCCGACGACCGGCAGCGACAGGAGGCGCAGAAGCGCGCCUUCUCGCGCGACGAGCUGGACGAAAACGAACUCAAAGCGUACCUGGGCUCCGACGGCGACUCAGACGACGACGAAGAGGAAGACGCCCCGCGACCGGACAAGGCGGCGGCUUUGCGCAAAGCGCUCGGGCUCGGGUCCGCUGACGAGCCGUCCAAGGCCUCAAAGCGUGAGUCGAAGCAUCCGGGCGGCGAAAUGCAAGUCACGUUCUCGGCGGCACUGUCGACGAAAGGACAAGGCGGGUCGGUGUUCGAGAACGAACCCAUCGUCGAAGAAACCACACUGGAGAGGUACAAAAGGAAGCAGAAGGAGAGGAAGCAGAGAGGCAAAGAGCGGGCCAAAGCUAUCCGCGAAGGACGCGAUCCCGACGCCGAAGCAAAGGAGGCCAAAAACGCCGUUGCAUCGAAAGCCAACGACGACGGAGACGCAGCCGAAGACGACCCCUGGAACGACCCCUUCUUCGCGUCCGACCCAGAAGACGUCGAGGCCGCGGAGCGCAAAUCGAAGAAGGCCGAAAAGGCACGCAAGCGCAAGGAGCAAGAACAAGACGAGGAGGCGGCAGCGGCGGAGAAGGCGAACCUGGAGCUCCUCAUGGUGGACGAUGAAGGCAACAAAGUCCAACACUUCGACAUGAACGAGAUAGCGAAGGCAGAGAAGGCGAAGAAGAAGGGCAAGAAGGGCAAGAAAUCAAAGGACGCUGCUGCCGCUGCAGUGGUGGAAGACGAUUUCGAGAUGAACACUCAGGACCCCCGUUUCGCGAAGCUGUACGAUAGCCACGAGUUCGCCAUCGAUCCUACGAACCCCAGGUUCAAGGGCACGCAGGGCAUGAAGGCGCUUUUGGAGGAGGGCCGCAAAAAGCGGAGACACGAUAGGGAUGACGGGGAGGACUUGGAGUCGCAGCAAUCGCGAGCGAAGAAGUCGAAGAAGGAUGCUGGUGCUGGUGCUGGCGACAACGCAGACGACCUGAAGAAGCUGGCAGAAAGGGUGAAGGCGAAGAGUCGGCGGUAGAAAAUGGCAUCUAGACGGGAUACCUUAGACGUACUCCGCACUGCAUUGUAGUAUAUAUUCAUCAAUGCAUCUAUUC